This is a messenger RNA of Eruca vesicaria subsp. sativa (arugula), 1143 nucleotides long. The record is from the annotation of a GenBank genome assembly. Lineage: Eukaryota; Viridiplantae; Streptophyta; Magnoliopsida; Brassicales; Brassicaceae.
GACAAUUGUAUAGAGGAGGCGUUAAUGGCGAGAUACAAAAGUCUGAUCGUAGCUACUUUGUUGCGAGCUUCUCGCCGUUUAACCUCACCGGCCAUCUCCUCCUCUAGGAGAACCUUCUCUUCUUCUUCUUCUUCUUUACUUUCACGGACAACAACAACAUCCUUCACACUUCCUCGCCGUUCUUCUCCUUUCUCUAACUUUUAUUUUUCUUCCUCCUCUUCUCCUCCUUCUCUUCGACCUCCGAAGCCCGCCGCUGUUAAUGUCCACGAAGAAGACACUUUUGACUAUAAAACAACUGAGGAUGUGGAGGUCAUAGAUGAUUGGGAAGAAGAAGACGAGGAUGUUGAACCAAAGCUUGGGGAUGGAGGAGAUGGUGGUGGAAUUGUUCUCAGAGGUGUGUCAUGGGGUGAAAGAGCUCUCUCUAUUGCUUCCGAAGUUUUGAUGCAGUCUGAGCAAGAUUUGCAACUCUUUGCUUUUAAAACUUCUCCUCGUGGAUAUAUAUACAUCAGACUCGACAAACCCUCUCAUGAAUAUGGAUGUCCCAGCAUGGAUGAGCUUGAGGAAUUUAGUCGAGAAUAUAAGAGAAGAUUAGAUGAGGCAGGGGAAGCAAAAGCAAUCCCAGAGGAUCUAGCCCUUGAGGUAUCAUCUCCAGGAGCAGAGAGGCUGCUGAAAGUUCCAGAGGACUUGCACCGAUUCAAGGAGAUGCCGAUGACAGUAAGCUACGAAGAGGAAACAAACUCAAGGAAAACAGUGAAGAGUACAGUGUUCCUCUUGGAGUCUGUAGAUGCAGAAUCGGAGAUGUGUGUUUGGAAGCUAGCAGAUGUGAGGGAGAACAGAGAUCCGGAAAGCAAAGGUAGGCCGUUGAGUAGGAAACAAAAGGACCUGAGAAUCAAACUGCCUUUCUCAGUUCACAGGAUGAUAACUCUCUACUUGGAUUAGUUAAGCAGAAGUUUAUUGCCUUAGUUUGUCUCUUAGGGGUUAACAUUGUUACUUUCCCAUAACCUAUCUAUCCCACCGGGCAUAUCUACUCUGAGCUCACAACCUUUUAAGGUUGAGUUUGAUCAUUGUGGUUUAUAUAGUUGAUUUUUGCAUGAGUUGAGAUGUUGAGUGAGAUAAUGAAACAGCUGAAAAAUUUCACAAUAU